UCUGCACCUAAUUAAUGAAAAUAUUCUCUCAGAGCUUGCUAGUUAGCCUUUCCUGCACUAUAAAUUGGGGGAUAAUUAACUCGAUCGGUCACAACUCAAGUUCGUUCAUGCCAAAUAUAGCCAACAAAUUAUAGUAGGCGUAGCUAGUGUGUGUCAAGUGUGAGGUGAUAAAUCUCUAUCUCAAUUAUUAAUAUAGGAGUAUUUGAUAGCUAAUGGGAGGAGGCAGGCAGAAGAAGUUGUCAUCCUUUUCAUUGUUCGGCAUGUUCAAAUCAUCAUCAAAGCCUCGAAGAGGAUCUGCAGGAGAGGUGGAUGAUCCUGAUCAGGCAACAAGUAGUACUAGUAGUAGUAAUGGUCGGAAGGUGUGGCCAAGCGAUGAAGACUACAAGGGACGUUGGGUGGCUGACCCCAACAUCAAUUUGAAAGCCACUGCUUUCAUCUCAAAGUUCCAUGAAACCCGCGUCUCCGAAUCCGAGACCCAAAUCUAUCAUCACGCCCUCAACCACUGAUGAUCACUCACUCAACCCCAUCCCAGAUCCAUCCAUCCUCAUUUCAUCUCUAGCUAUAGUUAUAUAUCAACUGCUUAAUUUGCUUAUAUCAUUACUCAAUUGUACCAUUGAUUUGUUUAGAUAUGCCCCAUGCAAUAACUACAUUAGAUAUUGUAUUUUCUA
Messenger RNA from Tripterygium wilfordii, 668 nucleotides. RefSeq lists its product as uncharacterized. The record is from RefSeq and is a predicted model, not a curated record. Lineage: Eukaryota; Viridiplantae; Streptophyta; Magnoliopsida; Celastrales; Celastraceae. The transcript has a single exon. The coding region runs from base 213 to 506 and encodes 97 amino acids.